AAAAAAAAAAAAAAAAUUCAGAUCAAAAGAGAAAAAAAGUGAGAAAAAAAUAAAACAAGCCAACAAACAGUAAAGGUGAAAACGCUAUGUUGUGAUCCACAUUCAAUCUCCAUAGUCAUCCUGGAUGCAGAUGGCUUUUUCCAUCAUAAGUCUAUUGAAUUUGCCUUGAAAUCGCUUAAUUUUUGAAAAGAGCCAAGGUUUGGGAUAAUUGUUGUAGAUCUGUGAUGAGUAGGAACAAGAAGCAAUUAGGAAUAAAAGGAUUUUUUUGUUUUUUGCAGUAAGAUGAGAUUAGAUAACAUAGGGUUGGGCUAUAUACUUUGAUCAUCUAACUUUUCCAGCUCUAUCAAUAGCACACAAGAAGGACCAAAGGAAGCAGAUAGCUAGGGGUUUGACAAGCAUGAAUUGACAAUGAUUCAAGACUAGGAUGUUCUAGAGUUGAACAGAUUAACUAAAGGUUCACUGUUGAGAAGAGGAAAGUAAAGCCAAAGUAGUGAUAAUAGCCUAGGAAAGUACUUCGUCCAGAGUAUUUUGGUAAGGACAUUGAGUAAGUUUAGGAGGCAUGGGAGAGAUGGGAUUAUAUAGCAGGUUAUGAUGGUCUAAAGGAAUUUCAGGAGUUAAUGAUCACAGAAGUUGAACACUUGUAGUACUGGCAAGAUCAAGGUUGUUGUCAUUUCUAUAACUAAGAGGGGUUUUAAUUAUGGGAAUUGAGUUGAUUGAGAAAUAGGAUAAGUAAGAUAUUUGAGUCUUCAAAUGAUAUGAUACUACAGAGUUGUAAACACUAAGAUUUAAAGUGUUGACAUCCCUUAAUAUAAGGACUUCGGGAGAAAGGAUGGAAAAUGACUUUGGAGCCAGUAAAUAACAAAUACCUAUAUUCUGAAUGGGUGAUUGGUGUUAAUAGAAAACUUCAAAAGAGAAUUUACUGGGUAACUGCUACUAGGAGAAUCUGGAAGUGUCCAUGGGGAAUAAGGAGUGGCUGAUUCCUAUUACAUUGUAAUUUUCUACACACACACACACACACACACACACACACACACACACGCCUACAUACACAUACCAUUGUGUUGUCAAAUAUGAGAGUUAAAAGUGCAACCAGUACUGUAUAGGGUUGCCUGGGAUGCAGUAGUUAUCCAGAAAAUGUUAAGAGGAGCAUUGAAGGUGUUCAGUUAUGAGUGGGAUUGAGAGAUUUGGAAGACUGAAGUUUAUUGUGUCUGGGUAGUGUUGACCUUUAGGCAGUUAGAUACUCAUUGUCAUCAGGGUUGGGAGAAAUAAAGGUGACUAAGAAUUUAAAAGAAUGAGUCUAAACAGGAUAGUGGUAAAUGUGAGCAUUUUUGCUGCUGAUGGCAGUACUGAACUAGAUUUGUAAUGAAAUGGAGUCUGGAACAAGUUCUUUUCGAGUGGAAUUUCCUGAUUUUUCUAGCACCAUUUUGCAGAAACUAAACCAGCAGAGACAACAAGGACAAUUAUGUGAUGUUUCCAUUGUAGUCCAAGGACAUCUUUUUAGGGCCCACAAGGCUGUUCUUGCUGCCAGCUCACCUUACUUUUGUGACCAGGUGCUACUGAAAAACAGCAGAAGAAUAGUUUUGCCUGAUGUUAUGAAUCCAAGGGUUUUUGAGAAUAUACUUCUCUCAACUUACACAGGACGUCUAGUAAUGCCUGCUUUAGAAAUUGUCAGUUAUCUGACAGCAGCCAGUUUCCUCCAGAUGUGGCAUGUGGUAGACAAAUGCACUGAGGUUUUAGAAGGAAAUCCUACAGUCCUCUGUCAAAAGCUAAAUCAUGGCAGUGAUCAUCAGUCACCAAGCAGCAGUAGCUACAAUGGUCUAGUUGAAAACUUUGAGCUUGGUUCUGGUGGACACCCAGAUUUCCCUAAAACCCAAGAAUUGAGAGAUGGAGAGAAUGAAGAGGAGAGUUCCAAAGAUGAAUUGUCAUCUCAGCUAACCGAACAUGAAUAUCUUCCCAGCAAUUCUUCAACAGAACAUGAUAGACUAAGUACUGAAAUGACCAGUCAGGAUGGUGAAGAAGGGGCCAGUGAUAGUGCCGAAUAUCAUUAUACACGACCCAUAUAUAGCAAGCCCAGCAUCAUGUCUCAUAAACGUUGGAUCCAUGUGAAGCCAGAAAGAUUUGAACAGGAUUGUGAAGGUGUUGAUGUACAUGCUGCAUAUGAUGAACACCAGGUCACUGAAUCGAUCAAUACUAUUCAGACAGACCAUUCUAUCCAGUCUUCAGGGGUAGAUGAGGACUUUCACAUUGGUGAAAAAAAAGUUGAAGCUGAGUUUGAUGAACAAGCUGAUGAAAGUAAUUACGAUGAGCAAGUUGAUUUCUAUGGCUCUUCUAUGGAAGAGUUUUCUGGAGAAAGAGCAGAUGGAAAUCUUAGUAGCCACAGACAGGAUACUAUUAUAGCAGCAGGCUAUAGUGAUAGCAUUGAAAUGGUGACAGGCAUUAAAGAAGAAGCUUCCCACUUGGGAUUCUCAGCUGCUGACAAACUGUACCCUUGUCAGUGUGGGAAAAGCUUCACUCACAAGAGUCAGAGAGAUCGACAUAUGAGCAUGCAUCUUGGUCUUCGGCCUUAUGGCUGUGGUGUCUGUGGUAAGAAAUUCAAAAUGAAACAUCACCUUGUUGGCCACAUGAAAAUUCACACAGGCAUAAAGCCAUAUGAGUGUAAUAUCUGUGGGAAGAGAUUUAUGUGGCGGGACAGUUUUCACCGGCAUGUGACUUCUUGUACCAAGUCAUAUGAAGCUGCAAAGGCUGAACAAAAUACUACUGAUGUUAAUUAAAAAUAGGAUGUGGAUUUUUUUUUUUUUUUAGUGGCGUGCACAAAAAUAAACUAUUAUAAUUAUGCAAAUUGUGUGCACAGAUGAUGUGUGGUACUUGCUAUUAUGAGACUAGCUUAAAAAUUGGAGAAUAUUUCUGAAAGACUGUAUGUAAGUAGGCCAAUUUUUAAAGUCUAAUUUCUCAAGUCAGUAUGCUUCAGUCCUGCCCUGAGAGUUCAAGUCUCUGCUAACCCAUCUCUCAGCUGACUUUUCAACUUUCAGGCCAGUUGUAAAGUAGGUGUGCCAUUUUUGUUUUUAAUAUAGCCACCUGCAUUUAGAACUUGGCUGAAAAUGUAAGUUUUUUUUUUUUUUUCAUUUAGUAACAACUUUUGGUCACUCAUAAUUUAUUCCUAUUGAAAUGUUAUUUUGCCUUUAUUAAUGAAACUUGGGUUAGACAGUUUGAAUUUGUUUAAGUUAAAAGUCUCACCAAACAAAUCUUCUCCUGUGUAAAAAGCUUAAAUGAUAUGGCUCCUCAAAGGAGAAGUUAAGUAGAAUUCUUUUGGUUUAAGUUUUAUCUUUUUAAAGGAUAUUUUAAUUAAAACCAUUGAAGGAGGAUGCAAAGUAGGUAACAUUCUAACUUGGUUCAAUAGUAACAUGGUACAAGCUUCAUUUUUUUUUUUUUUUGUGAUACUACAGUAAUGUGUAUCAAGUUCUUAAUAUAACCCACACAAGUUUUUAUAUUUUAGUGUACUAAAGUUUAAAAUUUUUUAUCUAGGCGUAAUUACUAGGUAUAGAAUUAGUUACCAGAAAUUAGUAUUUCUAAUUGGCUUGAUGUUCCAGUUCCUGUUCAUGUGAGUGACUGAAUCAGCUACCACUGUAGCAGAGUCCUAGGUCUAAAUAGUGGACCUGUUGUGAUCUUGAUUAUAAGUCCUACCUGCUGCUGCUCAAGAGUUGUGGGCCUAUUACAAAUAUUUAAGCUUUCUAAUCAAAAUCUGUCAUUCAUAGUUAACAGGGGAAAAAAAAAAAAAAACUACAGCUAACGCUUAUAGUUAGCCCUUG
Sarcophilus harrisii (Tasmanian devil) is the source of this 3806-nucleotide messenger RNA. RefSeq names its product zinc finger and BTB domain containing 43 (gene ZBTB43). Bases 1368 to 2771 code for a protein of 467 amino acids. Gene Ontology annotation, biological process: regulation of transcription by RNA polymerase II. The record is from RefSeq and is a predicted model, not a curated record. NCBI's taxonomy places the organism in Eukaryota, Metazoa, Chordata, Mammalia, Dasyuromorphia, Dasyuridae. Gene Ontology annotation, molecular function: RNA polymerase II cis-regulatory region sequence-specific DNA binding; DNA-binding transcription factor activity, RNA polymerase II-specific; protein binding. The transcript has 2 exons.